AUGUACAGACGAGUUUUUGUGAGGCUGUCACGUCUAUUUUCAACAUCUCCGUAUUUCAGAUCUUCAUACGCCAAUGCACCAAGAAAGACAAUUGCGGAUAUACAUGACUUAUAUAAGACCGGAGAGCCCAUUUCGAUGGUCACAUCGCAUGACUUUAUUACAUCACAAAUAUUAGAACAAGCAAAAGUUGACAUAAAUCUCAUUGGUGACUCUUUAGCCAAUACAACUUUAGGAUACGACGACACCAAUGAGUUAACACUUGACGAAUUUUUAUAUCAUGUCAAGUCAGUUCAGAGAGGUAACUCCCAUUCAUUGUUGGUUGCAGAUAUACCUUUUGGAAGUUUUGAAAGUUCCAUUGAACAGGCUACAUCAACAGCUGUAAAACUAAUACAAAAAGGUAAGAUUCAAGCUGUGAAAAUUGAAGGAGGCAACGAAGAGAUCAUCCCCACAAUCAAAAAGAUAAUUUCCAUUGGAAUACCAGUUAUGGGCCAUGUUGGAUUGACCCCUCAAAAACAUAAUUCGUUAGGAGGGUAUAAACUUCAAGGAAAAAGUGCUGAUGAUUCGUUGAGGAUCUUCCAAGAAUGCCUUAAUUUACAAAAUGCUGGAGUGUUUGCAAUUGUGUUGGAGUGCAUUCCUAAUAAAUUAUCUCAGUACAUAACAGAUAAGCUUUCGAUUCCAACAAUUGGGAUAGGUGCUGGGCCUUAUACCUCGGGCCAGGUUUUGGUUAUAUCUGAUUUGUUGGGAAUGAAAGAUGGGCACGUGGCAAAGUUUGUUCAACAGUAUAGCGAUUUUUUCCAACAAGGUGUUGAAGGUGUAAAACAAUAUACCAAAGACGUCAAGUCAAAGAAGUUUCCCAAUCCAGAUACCCAUGGUUAUAAAAUGAAAAAAGAGGUGCUUGAUGAGUUCAAAGAAAUAGCGAAAGAUUUGUAA
Messenger RNA from Candida dubliniensis CD36, 930 nucleotides. RefSeq names its product 3-methyl-2-oxobutanoate hydroxymethyltransferase. The coding region runs from base 1 to 930 and encodes 309 amino acids. NCBI's taxonomy places the organism in Eukaryota, Fungi, Ascomycota, Pichiomycetes, Serinales, Debaryomycetaceae. Gene Ontology annotation, cellular component: mitochondrion. The transcript has a single exon. The record is from RefSeq and is a predicted model, not a curated record. Gene Ontology annotation, biological process: pantothenate biosynthetic process. Gene Ontology annotation, molecular function: magnesium ion binding; 3-methyl-2-oxobutanoate hydroxymethyltransferase activity.